This is a messenger RNA of Rhizophagus irregularis DAOM 181602=DAOM 197198, 563 nucleotides long. RefSeq lists its product as uncharacterized. NCBI's taxonomy places the organism in Eukaryota, Fungi, Glomeromycota, Glomeromycetes, Glomerales, Glomeraceae. The record is from RefSeq and is a predicted model, not a curated record.
CUUUGAAUCAAACAUUAUCAAACCAGAACUUGCGAAUAUAAUCGCUAAUUGGAUCGAUAACAAAGAUGCUAAGUUUACUCGCACCAUUAGUGAUCCGUUAUAUAAAUUUAAACUUAUUUAUCGUGGUAGUCGUGAUGGAAUUAACAAUAAAUCAUUUAGAGGUAAAUGCAAUGGUCGAGUAGCGAGUUUAGUUUUAAUUGAAGAAAAAAAAUCAAACAUGAUUUUUGGAGGAUAUAGUUCUAUCGGAUUUAGCUCAUUAGGAGAUCAAUAUUUAUCUGAAAAUAACGCACGUCAUUAUUAUUCAUCAGAUAAUUUUAUUUUUUCAUUUGAAAACAGUGAAGAUGUACAGAAUAUGAAAAUAGGACGUGUAAUAAAUAGCAAUAAAGCCAUUUUGGAAAUGGGAGAUAGUGUUGGAUUUAAUUUUGGUUGGGGUUCGUUUUGUAUGGAUAAGAAAGUUUUCUAUAUUAACAAACGGAAUUAUUAUGAAAGUAUUUCAAAUGAAGAACAUAUAACUGGUACUAUUAAAGAGGUAGAAGCAUUUGUUGUCACUAAUAACUAAUCUU